Messenger RNA from Onychostoma macrolepis, 2285 nucleotides. RefSeq names its product serpin peptidase inhibitor, clade H (heat shock protein 47), member 1a (gene serpinh1a). Gene Ontology annotation, cellular component: endoplasmic reticulum. The record is from RefSeq and is a predicted model, not a curated record. Gene Ontology annotation, molecular function: serine-type endopeptidase inhibitor activity. Lineage: Eukaryota; Metazoa; Chordata; Actinopteri; Cypriniformes; Cyprinidae. The transcript is spliced from 5 exons. Gene Ontology annotation, biological process: collagen fibril organization; negative regulation of endopeptidase activity. The coding region runs from base 162 to 1469 and encodes 435 amino acids.
CGAGAAGGAAAGGGGUCAGUUCCUGCUGCCUUUAGGACCUUGAGGAGAGAAUUCAGUUCCCACAGUAACUAGAUCUGGGGGAGGUCUCACAGAAAAACUGAACCAUUAUAAUACUCCUUUCCCUACUUCCAGAAGUUUCUUUUCCAGACUAUAAAGUCUGCAUGAAGGAUUUGGUGUCAGGGGAAGCCGACGGAUCCGAGAGGCUGCAGAAAUUUUUGGGAGCUCUGAGAGGCUGUAAACUUACCACCUCCGAAAUCAUGUUGGUGUCAAACGUGGUUCUCCUGUGCUUACUGGCUACUGUGAGUGGGGACAAGACCCUCAGCAGCCAUGCCUCCAUCCUGGCAGACAACAGCGCCAAUUUGGCCUUCAACCUGUACCACAACCUGGCAAAAGAGAAGGACAUCGAGAACAUCCUGAUUUCCCCUGUGGUUGUGGCCUCCUCGUUGGGUUUGGUGGCUCUCGGAGGGAAAUCCAACACUGCUUCUCAGGUCAAAACCGUCCUGAGCGCCACUACGGUGAAGGAUGAGCAGCUGCACUCUGGGCUGUCGGAGCUUCUCACCGAGGUCAGUAACUCAACAGCACGUAAUGUCACCUGGAAGAUCAGCAACCGUUUGUAUGGGCCCAGCUCUGUGAGCUUCGUCGACAACUUUCUGAAGAGCAGCAAGAAGCAUUAUAACUAUGAGCACUCCAAAAUAAACUUCCGUGACAAGCGCAGUGCGGUGAAGGCCAUCAACGAAUGGGCCUCAAAGUCCACCGACGGCAAGCUGCCCGAGGUGACCAAAGAUGUGGAGAAGACAGAUGGAGCCAUGAUCAUCAAUGCCAUGUUUUAUAAACCACACUGGGAUGAGCAGUUCCAUCAUAAGAUGGUGGAUAAUCGUGGUUUCUUAGUGCAUCGCUCCUACACCGUCUCUGUACCCAUGAUGCAUCGCACAGGCAUAUAUGGCUUUUUUGAUGACACAACCAACAACCUUUUAUUGCUGGACAUGGCACUGGCCCAUAAGAUGUCGUCUGUGGUGUUCAUCAUGCCGUACCACGUAGAAUCCCUGGAGAGAGUGGAGAAACUGUUGACACGUCAACAACUCAACACCUGGAUCAGUAAAAUGGAACAGAGGGCAGUUGCGGUGUCACUGCCUAAGGUCAGCGUGGAGGUCAGCCACAACCUGCAGAAACAUCUCGCUGAUCUGGGUCUGACUGAAGCUGUGGACAAGGCCAAAGCUGAUCUGUCCAACAUCUCAGGGAAGAAAGACCUCUAUCUGUCCAACGUAUUCCACGCCUCCGCCAUGGAGUGGGACACGGAGGGAAAUCCACCCGAUACUAGCAUCUUUGGUACCGACAAACUCAAGAACCCCAAACUCUUCUACGCUGACCAUCCCUUCAUCUUCCUGGUGAAGGACAAGAAGACAAACUCAAUCCUUUUCAUGGGCCGACUGGUCCGACCGAAGGGUGAUAAAAUGAGGGAUGAAUUGUAAUUUGCUAAUUUAAAUGUGAUUGUAUGUGGUUAAUGACUGUGUAUGUAUGGAGAUUUAUGGAUGUGUGUAAAUGGUACACCUGAGUUCGUUCCAUUAGAUCUGUGGACCACCAUGUGCUAUCCGUUACGUUUACUUUGAAAAGUGACAUUUAAGUGCAUCGUGUUUUUUUGUUUUAAAAAAUGCAAAUGCACUUGACAAAGUAUCGUAAUUUUACACCUGAACCGGUUUCUGAGAAGUGCAGCAUGCUUAUAUUAAGUAUGAUCUCCAUGAAAUUUGCUAUAAAUCCACACGAACAGCAUUUUUGCUCAGGGGUUUUAUCGUUUUCGCGUUUCGAUUGCUGGAGCGCAUUACUCACUAUGCCAAUAGUGAUUUCUAAAAAAGUCUGUGGAUUUUGUUACACAAAGUGUCUGCGAGUUCACCACGCCAUGCUGAAACAUUCCUCUCAGAAGUGCACACUUGUGUCUGCACUGAAUACUGUGUCUACACUAGACAGCAUGUGAUAUGAGCCCUCAUCUGUACCAUUUUAAAGCUUGUAUUCACAUUGUACCAAACACGGUUGUCUAAAAAUGUUUGUUUGUUCCUCAUUUUUUCAAUAAAAUCAGCAUCACUGAGAGAGAACGUGUGUGGGUUUUUUAUUUACACCGUACUUCUUUUAUGGUCAAAUAGUUUGUGGUUAUGCAUACUACACAUAUUAUUUCUGAAGUAUAAAGUAUGUAUAAUGUACACAGAAUGCAGAUGCCAAAAUAUUCAGUAUACAAUUGACCUUAAACGCCAUAUUGAAUUUAACGUGGAUGAAAACGAGGCUCUGAAGGAUAA